This is a messenger RNA of Amphimedon queenslandica, 554 nucleotides long. Its product is annotated as ubiquitin carboxyl-terminal hydrolase 47-like. The transcript has 5 exons. NCBI's taxonomy places the organism in Eukaryota, Metazoa, Porifera, Demospongiae, Haplosclerida, Niphatidae. The coding region runs from base 184 to 489 and encodes 101 amino acids. The record is from RefSeq and is a predicted model, not a curated record.
UAUUAUUAUUACUAUUAUUAUUAUUAUUAUUAUUAUUAUUAUGAGAGAGAGAAGGAGAGAUGUGGGAAAAGGGGGAGAAACCCAUAAUCACAAAAAUGGAAAGGAGAGAAGAAACAAAAGAAGAAUAAAGACGAGAGAGAAAGACAUGAGAGAGAGAGAAAAGUUAAAUCAGCCCAUCCACAGAUGGCAGGACAGUUGUCAGAGCUAAGUGGACUACCUGUUGAGCAUAUCUAUUAUGCAAAGGAUUUAAUGUCAUUUCCUGUUGAGAUAUUGUGUCUUGAUAUUGAGAAUAAGUUGAAAUGGUAUUUUAUCACUUCAGACAGAGACUCAGUAAAAAUAUAUGAUGGGCAUGUCAUAUAUUACAAAGACAAUAGAGAGACAGUGAAAGAGUUAACAGAUAGAGAGAGAUCAGAAAUACAAGAGGCAGAGGAUGCAAGGUUGAAGAAAAUUAAGGAAUUCAAAUCAAAACAUGGACAUUGGUUGUAUUAAUUUAUUAUUUUAAUUUUUUAAUCUUUUAAUGUUAAAAUUCACAAAAAUUUAACCUAGCCAGAAUA